Styela clava is the source of this 2326-nucleotide messenger RNA. RefSeq names its product enkurin domain-containing protein 1-like. Gene Ontology annotation, cellular component: cytoplasmic microtubule. NCBI's taxonomy places the organism in Eukaryota, Metazoa, Chordata, Ascidiacea, Stolidobranchia, Styelidae. The record is from RefSeq and is a predicted model, not a curated record.
UUAAUGCGCGACUAACAUACCACGCGUCACGCGUGAAGAUUUGCGACCGUAGUAUUUUGUCGUCGUUGGCAACUGACAGUAAACAAAACAAAUGCCAUUUACGGCUGCGGAGGAGUACUGGAGUACGGUAACAUUUUCCAGCAGUAACUACUGAGUAGCGUGUGCCACUGGAAUUCAUUCCGAUUAACUGGCUAAAUUUUUUGUUAGUCUAAUAAAUAGAACCAAAAAUGCAGUACGGAUCUGGCGAAUACGACGUACGUCGGGCAUUGGAAUCGUACCCAGCUCCAAGAGUUCGCCCCGAAGCAGUUGAAAUCGCUGAUCGACACAGGGGAAUGGGCAUGAAAACCUGUAUGGAUAUGCCAAAAAGAUCUACGUUUGGAAGACAACAAGCUCAAUCCAUGAAUGUAACGCAAACAAAUGGGCCCAUGCGUCAUAUGGGAAUUCGUUCUCCUAUUCUCGUUGAUCCAACUUAUAAUGGAGGAAAGUAUUCGAAUCGUUCUGUAAGACCUGUUCCUAGAGUAAAACCAGAAGCCCAAGAUGUUGCAAUCAAAGCAAAAGGAAGCAUGGAUGUUGUCAUGGGUCAAUAUGGAAAACCAGAUCCUGUGUAUUAUGGUGAAUCUAGAGGUGCGGAGAAUAUAAAUCCAAAAGAAGGACCAUUGAGAAAAGCUGGAGUAAAAGGACCAAUUCUGGUUGAUCCAAUUUAUAACAAAGGUCAAUACACAGGAAGGAGUCCCAAACCAGUUCCGAGAGUUAAAUCAGAAGCUAGUGAAAUAGCAGAGAAACAUAAAGGUUGCAUCCAAAAUUUACUAAAAACACCAGAUGUUCGCCAGUUUACACAAGCUAAACCAAAAAAACAACCGGUUGACCAUGGAGAGGCAAACGUACGACGAAUGAGACAAAUUCAGAAACAAUCAAGGAACAAGGAAAAAGAAAAAGAACAAAAUAAACCAACCCCGGUAAAAGCAUUGUGGAAAUCAACGAGAUAUGAAAGUGUCGAAUCUAAAGUUAAAACAACAUUUGAGCCAACGCCAAGAGCUCCAAGAGGUGUGCCACCACGACCUGGUUCCGCCCCUCCAAGUUAUGACAGACCAAGUUCAGCACCAGCUGGUGGACGUCAAAAUGCAGAAAGACAUACCGGACAAAGGGCCCGAUAUUCAGAAACACCAUUGACACCAAAACGGCAAGCAGAACGCAGAGCAGAAGACUUCAUUGCAAGGAAUGCAAGAUUAGCGAAAUCAUAUAAACCUCAGCGUUCUAAGUCUCAAAUGGAAGUCGAUAGAUCUCAAGAAAAGUAUUAUGAUGGAAUAAAGAAAUAUAAUAACACUGUGAAAGGAUCAUCUCCUUCAUACUUACAAGCAAGACAAAGGGAAUGGGCUCGAGCAGAACAAAAUAGAAUCAGAAAUAUUCCUGACCCAACUGUACCAGAUGGACAUACAGUGUUGCCAGAUAGAGACAGAAAAGACACAUUAAAUAUUUUAAGACAAAGUCAACUCGACUUACUACAGGAAUACAGAUUCCUGCCAGUACGUUCAGCCGACUCUUUUGGAGUACGUCAGCGGAAGACUGAGUUAGAACGAAGAAUAGCAGAAGUUGAUGAAGCAGUUCGUGUGUUUGAGAGACCGAGAGUAUUUGUAAAAAUGGAUGAGUGAAUUGCAAUAUCAUAAUAAUAAGCGAUUCUAUUCAAAUAUUGCAACAUAAAUGAAUUAGCAAUGUUGUUAUUUGUUGCACAAUGAUUCAGUAUGUGAAGGGUGUUUGUGGAUUGAUUACUCUUAUCACUUUUGAGUAAUGUAGUUUGGAUUUAAGCAUAGUUACCCUAGUUUCGAUUACAGCUAUUUUUGAUUGAAAUAUUAGAAUUUCAGUCUCACUUAGGGUAGUAAAUUGAAUAUAGAUGUAUCUGUAAUAAAACAAGAUAACAGGGAUUGUGCCAAAGAAACUAUUUCUGUACGUUAUUUUUGCACCAUUUCAUUUACUAUUCUAUACACUGUAAUUAAUCACUUUAUAUACUGCAAUUCGUUAAAUUUAUAUUUUUAGAUUUAAAUUUUUCUGUAUAUACAUUUGUAAAAAAUCUGUUUGAAAUAACUGUUGUUGAAAUUUUUAUACUAUGUUAUUUAGUUCAUUUUACUCAAUUUUUUUAAUAUGUUAUCAUGCAUUGUAAUUGAAUAAUCGAAUAAGUUAAGCUCAGAAAUAUAUGAGAUUUGUAAAGAUAUCACAUACAAUAUUUAUGCUAUAAUAUGAGGUAAUUACUAGACGUAAAAGUAGAACAAUCAUUGGUUAGUAUUAAAGAAUGAUUUUCCAUUACUACAAAGUAAUAAAUACACAAUAUGCA